AUGAUCGCCGCUCGCUGGGGUCAUAAAGGAGUGUUUGACCUGCUGGUCAGCAGAGGCGGCGAUGUGGCACUGGUCAGUGACCACGGGGACAACAUCCUCCAUGUGGCUUGCUAUGGAGGUCACGUGGACAUGGUGAAGCACAUCCUGUACAAAUACCAUGUACACCUGGACACCAGGAACCAGUACGGGCGGACAGCAGUGAUGGUCGCGGCUCGCAUGGGUUAUGUGAGCGUGGUGGACCUUCUGAUCAGACGGGGAGCCGAUGUGUCUGUCGUCAAUGACGAAGGCGAUAACCUGCUGCACGUUGCCUGCAGCGGCGGCCACCUGGAGAUGGUGGAGUACGUGGUCCUGCGCGACUUGGUCGACAUCAACUGUACAGAACUCCUGGGAAUGACACCGCUCAUGUUGGCAGCAAAGCAUGGGCACAUUAAGGUGCUUGACUUUCUCGUCAGUGAAGAAUGUGACGUGUCUGUGUUGACAGUGAAUGGGGACAACGUCCUCCAUGUUGCGUGCAGUGGAGGGAAUGAGAGGAUGGUGAACCACAUCAUCCAGAUGGACAUGGUCGACGUGGCGGCGAGAAACCACUUCGGGUCUACAGCUGCCAUGGUAGCCAGAGAACAGGGUCACCAGUCUCUCUCCGACAGCAUGUCCACGUGA
Haliotis rubra (blacklip abalone) is the source of this 657-nucleotide messenger RNA. Its product is annotated as serine/threonine-protein phosphatase 6 regulatory ankyrin repeat subunit C-like. NCBI's taxonomy places the organism in Eukaryota, Metazoa, Mollusca, Gastropoda, Lepetellida, Haliotidae. The coding region runs from base 1 to 657 and encodes 218 amino acids. The transcript has a single exon. The record is from RefSeq and is a predicted model, not a curated record. Gene Ontology annotation, molecular function: protein binding.